AUGAAGGUCACUGAUGAGCCUGCGCUGGCGACGCCCACCUCGACAUUAAACCAUCCUGUUUCUUCUACGCAAAAAUGGAACACAAAAAACCUGGCAUGGCGACUAACCGCUGAUGCAACUGGUGCUGCUUGUGCCGGUGCCUUGGUCGCACCAGUCAUUUCCAUCAUUGACAGAUCCAUCAUGGAAAAUGCAUCUGGCCGCAGCUCCCUGCUCGACUCAAUCCGCUCCUCCGUUCGAAACCUCCUUCUACGACCUUCAUCUGCGCUCUUCUCCCGACCAUGCGCCCUCAUCUUCAUGCUAUACGGCGGCACAUACCUGACAGCCAAUGCCCUCGAUACGGCAACCUCCACCAUCACCAAUAGAUCACCAACUACUGUUUCUUCCGGCGCAGGAAAAUUCGUCGCCUCGUCAGCUGCCAAUGUUGGCCUAUGCAUGUACAAGGACCGUUCUUUCGUCCGCAUGUUUGGCCCCGUCGGCUCAGGACCUCGUCCAGUGCCGCUGCCCUCCUAUGCUCUAUUCACACUGCGCGACUGCUUGACGAUAUUCGCCUCGUUCAACAUCCCACCCCUUCUCGCGCCCUAUAUAGAUUCUCGAGUAUCCGCUGCAUUCAAGAAGCAAAUUUCAGGCCAAACGGCAGCACAAUUCCUCGCCCCUGCAGCAGUCCAACUCUUCUCCACGCCGCUACACCUCCUUGGAUUAGAUUUAUAUAAUCGCCCUAGUCAACCGCAUGCCAGUAUCUCAUGGCGCGAUCGCUUCGAACUCGUUCGAUCGAACUGGCUGAUAAGUUCUGCGGCGAGAGUAUGCCGUAUUGUUCCCGCAUUUGGCGUGGGAGGGGUGGUGAACUUCAAGGUCCGGCGAAACUUGAUGGCGAGGUUGGAAUAA
Pochonia chlamydosporia 170 is the source of this 882-nucleotide messenger RNA. RefSeq lists its product as hypothetical. The transcript is spliced from 2 exons. Gene Ontology annotation, cellular component: mitochondrion. The record is from RefSeq and is a predicted model, not a curated record. NCBI's taxonomy places the organism in Eukaryota, Fungi, Ascomycota, Sordariomycetes, Hypocreales, Clavicipitaceae. Bases 1 to 882 code for a protein of 293 amino acids.